UGUUGCACGAGGUCGAUUCCGUCCUCUGGAGGACAAUGGGAUAGAGGACUUGGUGAAGAAAAUGAACUACAGAGGAGAGCAAGUAACUUCCAGCCUCCAUUUGUUUAGCUCUGCAACCUGAAAGUAUUGCAGAUUCUUAAAAUACCGGAAAAUACAUGCCCGGUUUUCUGCAAAAUGGAGCAUUGGCCACUUACCGAACCCAAAAAAAAAGAAGAGACGAGACAAAGCCCAAGUGAAUACAGAAUGGGCCUGAGGCCCACUCAUGGUAUGGCCGUGGCCCAUUUGUCUAUAUUGUAGGGAAAACUUUAAUCACACCCCACCUUUUACUAAAGACACCCCAAUUUGAGUUGACCACCCCUUGUAAAACUCAGUUGACGGGGUGUCUUUAGUAAAAAGUGGGGUGUGACUAAAGUUUUCCAUAUUGUAGUGUGGGCAAGUCCAUUUACCCCGCAAUGGACUUUGUGACUGAUGAUGGUGAUUUCAUUAAAUUGGUUACGUUGUGGAUUGUAGAUUGUAGUCCUUAUCGAACACACUUUCCAUGGAAUAAUUAGGAGAGUUUGAUCAAAUUGUUGUAGUCGAUCACAUCUACAAUUGAUGAUGUGUCAAUGCGAGUCCACCGGCAACCUUUAAGAGAGAGAUAACGGUGGUAAGAGUCUUUGACACCGGUGUGGAGCCGAUCGAUCUCUAACAAUCAAAUUAACGAUUUUAAGGUGGAUCUAUUGUGAAAGGGUAAAUUGUUAAAGGUGAAUUCUUAGUGAAAAUAUUUCUCAAUGCAUCCAAAGUGAUGUUUGGGGAACCCAUAUGAUAAUGCGAGUUUCGUCAAUGGCACGUGGAGCACCGCAUGUCGGGUCAGGAGAAAGUCUGAUAACACGGCUCAAUGUCAGGAACAAAAUGGAUGAGUGGCUCGAGGUUGACUCAUAUCCUUUCAACCAACAUAUAAGAUGACAGCUUGAGAUGGGGUGCUUUGACGUUGGGCCAAACCUUUUGGGUCCGUGGAGCCCAGUGAGCUUGUUUGUACUUGUGCUUGGGAGCCAUUGGGCUGUAUCAGGGCUUUGGGACAUAGUAACUUGUGGGUCGUGGGCUUGUUUAAGCUAGCCUAGUACAGUAGUACUCUAGUAGUCUCUUAGGCUGUGAGCCUCUAAAUAUGGGUCUAUAAAUGCUCUGGCCGUGGGCCUGUAAAUAUUUAGGUCGUGGGCAUGCUUAGCUUAUGUUUGCAUGCAAUUGGCACAUUUGAAAGCUUAGUUGUGCAAGCUGAAAAGAAGGGAGGGCCAUAGCUAAUUAUGUGUCUUGAGUAUAUUUUUUUUUUGAAAUAUCAUUGAGAAGAGAAAUUUGUUUUCCAUUAGAAUCGAACUUUGAACACACGUAUACCUGAUCCAGCCGAUUGUCAAUUGUGCCAAUGCUUCUUGGUUUGUGUCUUGAGUCUCAAUUCUUCGGUCUUCCAACUGAAAUGGACAUAUUUUCUCAAGUAAAUGCACCAGUCUUCACUCUCCCAACUGAAAAUGACAUAUCUUCUCUUAAGUAAAUGCACCAGUCUUCACUCUCCCGACUGAAAUUGACAUGUCUUUUCUCACCCACAAAAAAAAAAAAAAAAACAAAAGCUAAUGUGGGAAGAAAACAAAACCCAAAAGUCCUCGUGCUCAUCAUUCACCAAUACAAGCAAACCAUCUAUUGAGGAAAAGUAUGCCACACCCUCUUCUUGACUUCCAAGGUGUUCACCUCCAUAAUCCCCUGUUUCCUCAUUCCUCUGUUUCUGUAAAUGGUUUGUGAUCAUAGAAAACUACUUCUGCCACCAAAAAUCUGUCCGAAUAGUGCUGGUGUUUUAUUUACUUGUGCACUUUCUUGUAAUACAGAAUCAAACCGACUUGGGUUUUGUUGGGUUCUUGUUUAAAUGUCUGUCCAAAAGUUUGUAGUCUUUCGUGAUCGUCCAUCCCCACCACCGCUGCCACGGCCACCAUGUCUGAUACCAGUACCGCCUUCAAGGGUUCCAAACAAGGAUGAUGUAAAACCUGCCCUAUUUGUUCCAAUAUUCUUGCCUAUUGUAAUUACUGCCGUUGCUCUUUUCGGGCUCAUAUGGCAAGGUUGGAGAUUUUACAAAUAUAGGCAGAACCAGAACGAUUCGAGGAGAAUAAGGAAUUCUCCAAUUUUGUUCCACACCCAAGAUAGUUUUCGAGAUGAAAAUCAAGGGCCAGGAAUUGAUCACCCAAUUUGGUACAUCAAUACUGAGGGUCUACAACAAUCAACAAUUGAUUCAAUCACAGUCUGCAAGUAUAAGAAAGAUGAAGGGUUGAUUGAAGGCACAGAUUGCUUUGUUUGCUUGAGUGAGUUUGAAGAAGAUGAAAGUCUUCGUCUUUUGCCAAAGUGUAGCCAUGCCUUUCAUAUUGCUUGUAUUGAUACUUGGUUGAGAUCACACAAGAACUGCCCAUUGUGUCGCGCCCCGAUAGUCAGUGACGACUAUGUUGCUCAAUCCUCGGAGGCAAAUUCAAAUGAUUUGGAUUCAAGGGAGGAUGCAGAAGAGGAUAAUGUAGUGAACAAUGACAGUGAAUUAGCAAUCGAACAGAUGGGAGGAGAUGAAGUGAGGAUUGAAGACCAUAAUAAUCCAGUUGAGGCUAAUAACACUAAUGUUGAAGAUUUGAGAAAGAAAUCAAAACAUUUGAUUUCGAGGAACUAUCCUUCGAGGGUCCAAAGCGAUUUAGCUGAGAAUCGACAAGCAUCGACAGAAGGAGGAGUACAACCUAGGAGAAGGUCAGUAUCAAUGGAUUCAUUAGUGUCAAUUAAGAACUUGAAAUCGAAGAUUUAUUCCAAGCGAAGGAGUGGAAGCUUUAGUAUGAUUAAACUGGCGAGGAGUUCUUCAAUUGAGCCUAUUUUGAUGAAAAGGUCUUCCACCUCAAGCGGGAAGGCCUCUUCAUCGUCAGGACGUAGUAGCAGCCAUGACUCAAUCCUUCCAUUGUGACCUGCUUCUUUUGAAGGACAAUCAUCUGCCAAAUAAGAAGAAACACAAGCUAUUCCGAUCCUCGGACGGGGAUGAUGGUUCAUGGAACAGAUUGUAAGUGCAUAUGAACAGAUUGUGCAAAUUUGUCCUACUGCGAGUGAAUGACUGCAGCCGCCUCAGUUUUUGUGAACAUGCAAUUUUGCAUUUCUUACUGCAGUUUAUUGUGUCAUCUACAAAUAGUGUGUUAAUUCUAUUGCGAAAAAGUCUCAUAUCGCUAAAAUAAAAAGUUUGAUGGGUAGUUUAUAACCGCGUUUGUUUAUCGUCUUAAUAAACGCGUUUUAAGGUCGUGAAUACACCCUGGAAGCUC
Molecule: messenger RNA, 3296 nt
Organism: Tripterygium wilfordii
Lineage: Eukaryota; Viridiplantae; Streptophyta; Magnoliopsida; Celastrales; Celastraceae
Product: E3 ubiquitin-protein ligase RING1-like
Exons: 2
Coding region: 1889-2950 (353 amino acids)
Biological process (GO): protein ubiquitination
Molecular function (GO): transferase activity
Source: RefSeq, a predicted model, not a curated record